GUCUAUUCACUUCACAUUGGAAAUAUGCAAUCAGUUUUGGUUUACGGGCGGCAUUUUGCCCGUUGCGUCAUGGGGUACUUACCUUACGAUGCAUCAGCGAGCGUGGAGCUACCUGGCCGGCGUACCGCUCGGCGGAGAAUGCGGCUUGUUACCGCUUCGUGCGGUUUCUCCAAGGACUCGGCUGCAAAUAACAACAGGCCCGGCCAAGUGUUUAAAAAGGACAUUUUUGGCGAUGAUGCCUGUUUCGUUGCCAAGUAUAGAAACUAUGAUGUUUUAGGUGUAGCAGAUGGUGUUGGUGGCUGGAGAGAUUAUGGCAUCGAUCCCUCUCAAUUCCCUAGUCAGCUCAUGAAAUCGUGUGAAAGACUGGUCCGGUUAGGUCACUUCAAUGCUCUGUCACCGGUAGCCAUCAUAGCCACCAGUUACAAGGAACUAUUGGAAAGCAAAUCUCCGUGCAUAGGUAGCAGCACGGCGUGUAUUAUCAUCAUUGACAACGAGAGCAAGACAUUACACUCAGCCAACCUGGGCGAUUCUGGGUUUCUGGUGGUCCGAGGAGGUAAAGUUGUGCAUCGAUCCGAAGAGCAACAACAUUACUUCAACACUCCCUUCCAGCUAUCAAUAGCGCCCCCAGGGUUAAACACAAUUCUCAGUGACAGUCCCGAGUCAGCUUCGAGUUCAAGUGUGCCCAUCAAAGUUGGAGACGUCAUCCUGAUGGCAACAGACGGCCUAUUUGAUAACAUGCCAGAGAGUCUCAUCCUGAAAGAGAUAAGCAAAAUUAAGGAUCAGACAAUAAGUAGUAUACAAAGUGCGGUCAGUGCCAUAGCAGAAAGAGCCCGCGAGUUUGCCUAUGACCCCAACUACUUGUCACCAUUUGCUGAGCAUGCCAGGGAGAAUGGAAUGGAAUUCUUAGGAGGCAAGCCAGACGACAUCACUGUACUACUCUCAGCCGUUUGCUAUGCACAAGACAUUGAUUCAUAACAUAUAGCUCAGGGGAGCCGGACUAGUCUCCCUACAAGUACCUGACGAUAUAUCCCCUGCAUCACCGGAUAAGGCUUGUCAUAAAGACUAGGUCAUUCCACACCACUGAUCCCAUCCACAAAAACAAAAUCUGAAACGGACCUCUCUUUGAAUUUGUUGAUGUUUGUAGAGAGAGGGUUCACCAAAUGCAUCUAUCCACUUUUUUUUCUUGAGAUGCAAGCCUUUUCAGGCAGUCAAUUGUAAGCGUUUCAAAUCAGUUUUGUGCAGCAAGUCUUGAUGUCAUUAGGAUAGGCAUGACUGCGGAAUGUAGGCGCCAGCGUUUUGCCCAGGGGCCAAGCAAACUUGGGGAUUUAGGGAGCAAACCCUUAUUUAACCAGUGGUCAAGCAGUACACCUCUCAAUGUCUUAGGCUUGAGGGUGUGCUCAGGUGAUAAUGUGCAUUGUUGACAUUGAAUAUUAAAUCUUGUGUUUAGUCCCAAGACCGCAUGGCCAGCACACAUAACAGAAGGGUUUGUGCUGAAUUUGACUGGCAAUUUGCAAGGUCUUUCUAGAGAGUUUCUUAAACAGAGUAGGUCUACGUAGCACUGAUAAAGAAAUUGCAUUUUGACUGUGUAGCAUCCCACUUUCUUAGAGUGAUAUUCGUGCCCGAGUGAAGUGUGGUCCCCUCUUCUGUACAGGCACCUUGUGAAAACCAGUAUACCUUUUGGUUUGCCAGUUAACAAGUGUCAUUACUAGUCAUGCAAUAAGGUAACAGUUUGUGGCAUCUCUACCUAUGUACCUUUGCUUGGCCUUUCUGCACAUUUACAUGUGAAACCAAGUAGCCACGAUCCUUUCAGCUUCCAUGGGUAGCAAUAACACCGAGAUGGCCUAAUAUAUCAGAUCUCUUGGAAACUUUGUGAUAUGAGGAGUACGAUGGCCUAAAAGGGACAUCAAAAAUAUGAAUUUUAUUCAUGCCAUAAAAAUUCCUUCUCAAAAUAGAUGUUUUUUCUGACAUUAAACAUGCACCAUCAAUUUUCUUUGAAAUAUCCUAAAUAUGUGCAUGGAGGUACAUGUGGGAAUGGGAACCUACUUUUUAUAAGAAGGGCACAUAAAAUAAUCAUGGUCCAAAAACUGAUUUCAAGGAAAUUCAUGAACACAAUGUACAUCUAACUUCAGUAUUUGGUAUUUUCACUACUUUAGCUUCAGAAUCUCAGACGACUGUCUCAGAAAACUCCUGCUAUAUUUUCAUUUUCCUGCCCCAGGAACAACCUCUGUAGAACAAGGCAAAAAGUUCUGGAUAGAAAUUUCUGUCUGAUUUCAACUUGAAAGUUUUCUGAUUUACCCUGUAGCUUGACUUGAAGCCGGGGCAGAGCUGGUGAGAUGGCAAAUGGCAAAGGUGUCUGAGCCCAAGAGUUUCUCCCCAUUCCCUGAAACCUGCCGGAAAUGUUUCCCAGUUACUGAAUAGUUGAUAUGUGCAUGGUGUGGUCAUGAUGUUUUGUGUGGAUGUUGGACUCAGACCUAAAUAGUAUAAAUAUAGAGUGACCAUGGUGUGUUUCCACUCAGGUAAAAAAUAAAGUCAAUCAAAUAUACUAUCCUCCAUGAGGAAUCGCUGUUUAACCAAAUGAUGUACUCGAGAUGUAUUAACAAAAUUACAGAAUGAAGAAACUUGAUUUGAUUAGUUACUGCAUAUGAUGGGCCCCAGGAUGGGUCCCAGAAACAUUUUCAUCAGUUAAAUCUUUGCAUAUGUAAAGGGUAGAAAUGCAGAUCACAGGCUUCAUGUAUUGUAACCUAACAAAGGAGGGCUUAAGAAAUAAAGUUGCAUCACAUGAUCAUACACAUUAUGUCCAGUUUAAAUACUUUAUGAACAUGAUCCAUGUGAAGCUCUGCACAGGUUCACAUGGAUCAUGCACAGGAAGUAUUUAAACUGGACACGGUGUGUAUGAUCAUGUGAUGCAACUUAACAAGCUAACAAGAUAGAACCAAGUCAUCUGUUAGUGAUGGCGCCCUCUCUUGUUUUCAGCAUUUAUAGGCUCUCUCACUCAGAGUCCAUUGUCAAUUCAAGUGUAGCCUCUCUUUAAGAUUGGCAAGCGUGUUACGUAAUGUGAGAAAGAGUUUCCCUGCAAUGAGUACCGCAUACAGAAUCUUGCCGUAGGGGCUCUGUGCUCAACCACCCCUUCCAGCUGUGAAAAUGAAAAGUUUCCAUAAGUGGAGGCCAUUUUCUUUGUUCACUCGGCUGAAAAUUUGCCCUCCACACUUGGCCACUUGCCAACGGUAUUAUUCCACAAAUAAUUUAUACAAGGUGUGGUAUUAUUGUCAUCCAGAAAUAGCAACUGUUCAAAAUGACAAGACACUACAACCAGUGUCCUUUUCAGAGUUGGACUUUACGUAUGCUGAUCCUUGAUGGUCAGUGUGACAUUUGUAAACUCUUGAGAAAGUGUUGCUGAGUGACAUUUGCUACAAUGCCUGGCUGAGUUCCAUGGUCAUUUGAGGGUUCUACACACCCUGAACUUCCAUGGUCUAAGUUGCAUGUGUUCUACCUCGGUGGGAAUGACUAUAGCUGUUGCCUAGCACUCCAUACAGAAUUCACCAGAACAUGUUAACAACAACCUUUCUACGACACAGGAAAUCCCUGCAUGUUCACAUGUCAUCUGGUGUGAAGUGAUUAAUGCCUUAAAUGUGGAUUGAGUAGACAUCAACAUUAAUCUUACAGUGCCCUCAACCUCUCUGCAUCCUCCUCUUCUGUGAUUGGUUCCUACAGAGCCAAUCAUGUGAGAGGAAAGGGUUCAACUUCUGCAGCACAGAAGGGCUUAAGAUUUACCCUCAGUCUCAAGAAACUACCAUUGUUAGCCCUUAAAGGAAUAGAUUGAGUGUACGUCCCGCCAUCCCUCAUGUAACCCAAAGUCUGUGAAAGUCUUCACAGUGCGGCGUUCGUGAAAUGGUCUGCAUAAUUGGAUGUUUCUGUUCGAGGACCAUUGCAAAAGCAAAAGUUUAUCACCUAGAAACUGAGGAGGUGGAGAUCGUUGAAGAAAGUAAAAUCACCAUGUGGAUAAAGCAGCAAUUCGCUACAUGUAUGUGAAGGAUUUCACAGAUUUACCCCAAAUAUCUAUUUAGACCCACUUGAGAACAUGAUCACACACUCCCGCUCUGUAGUUGUGGGGACAUACAUGUACACUUGACAUUUCACCUAUUUUGUGGGGACCGAAAAUGUGGGGACUCGGAAAUGUCCCCACAACUCGGUUCAAAUUUCCCUAACAAAAGAACUUGUCCCCUGAACAUGGUGAAUGCUUACCCACAUGAACUGCCGUAAUUUGCUUACCUUUAUCUUUACGAGAGAAAAAGGAGCAAACGGUUGUGUUGAAAAGAAAUCUAAUGACUAGUUUAAUCAGUUUGUAUGCCUCUGUACUCUGCAAGGUGGCUCAUAAGUGUGUCAGUUCCUUGGAAACCUGAGUGUGUAAUCCAUCAGUGAGUGACAUGAGGAAAUUGGUGUCUCAUGGCCCAUGUAUAUUUAACUCUCUCCAAACAAACUACGCUCUGCAAAGAGCCUGUAAAGGAACUGUGUGAUUAUGCUGGAUUGAUGGUAGCUGUGCUGCAUUACUGGGUUCGUUAUUACUAUGUCUUGAGAUGAACAGAGAAGAGCUGUAUGGAUGCAAGUGGAGUAGAUUGGACUGUGUACAUGUACUUUGAUGAACAAACACAUCAACAGUGGAAAGUGAAGACUAUGCUGUUAAGGCAGGUGAAACAAAGGUUUCUAAACUACCCAGUAAAACACAGUAGCACCUGUCAGUACAUUCAUGUACAGGUACAUAGCACUUUCCCAUUUUGCACAGCAGACCUGUUCACUUAAUUCCAAAUGAUGGUGUCAAUAGACUUAUGUACAUCAGUACAUGCUUUGUUUAUGUGAACAUGUAUGCAUUCCAGUGGAGAUUCAAACCAUUAUCCAUUUGGCUCCAUUAACCCUAACCCUUAAGGUUUACUAUAAGUCACAUAGAAUGUCAUUGAAUUUGGUAUGAUUAGGGAUAACAAAGCACUCCUGUAAACAAUGUGUCACAUCAUCGUACAUAGGCCACCUGUUGUUGGGUUAUGUGUGACCAGCAUAAGUUAUUCAAAUGACCCUGUCACACAGUGCAUCAAUUAUGAAGUGCCACUUUGAUCAUUAGCUCAGCAACACUGUCUCCUAACCUAGUUAUUUUUACUAUUUUUUAAAAUAAGCAAUGCAAAGAUGUACAUGUAUAUGUAAAUGAAUAAUUUAUGUUUUCUUUUUCAUCAAGGUCUUUGCUGUUUUGUUUCCAUUUCUGCUGUGAUGUUACAUGAUGAUUAAAUUGGAGGAAUCUUGUAAAUAUUGUGUUUUUCAGCAAAACUUUUAAAAAAUGUGAAUGGACAGGUUUUCAUGGACAUUACAGCAUUGCUUCAGUUUCACUGGUCAUAACAGGUAACUAAGAAGCUUUUCAGUUACAGGCUCUAUUUGGGAUAAUGGGUUGCUCUUUUUCUGCAAAUGUUGACAAUUGUAGAACUUGACUUUGUUAAACACCAGUAUUAGCUUUCGAGACACGUUGAGGCCCCAUAGGUUUCUGUUAUGCCAGCAUAACAGUAAUAAGAUGUUGACUAAAUUGGAGAAAUCUUGUAAAUAUUGUGUUUUUUAGCAAAUCUAUAACAAAUGUGCAUGGACAGGUUUUCAUGAACACAACAUUGACAGCAUACAGAUACUCAUGUAUGGCACAGACUUAAGAGUUCAUUCUUCAGGUGAACGUUAACAAUGCUAGGAAUUUCACGGCGUGGACACCAUGUGCCAUCAGUUUUUCAAUAGUGUAUCACAAAUUGGCCUGAAAUCCACAUUUACAUAAAGAAUGAUAUAAAAUUGAACUAGCUGUAAGGUGGUUAAACUGCUAGUUGGUUGAACUGAUUUGUUACAACGUCGUUAAGUAGUUCAUUGUUUUUCCCAUUGAAAAGAAAUAGCUGUUGGCACUCUUUGGAGAGAAUGUUGUGUCCUGAGGCCACUCCAUUGGAGGUCAGUUGUUGCAAAAUAUUGAAAAGAUUUGAAUACAAGUGUGCCAGGAAAUAUUGUCCAUUUUUUUAUAGACUUUAUACACUACCGAGAAAGCUGUGUCAAAAUACCUAAUUUUCUCUGUUGUUCUCUAUACUUGAAAGCCUGCAUGAAAGAGAGAUGUGCAGUGUUGUAACCUGUACCUGUCUGUCGACUGUCCCCUUCCAGACUUUGUUUCCCAAAAUGUCCCGAGUAGUUUGAUACUUUUAAUUGAUUUUCACAGUAUUCCUUCAUAGUUUUCUAAGCCUCCAUAUUCUCCAAACACAUCAUUGCAGUAUAGAUUCAGUCUUGUUGAGCUCCACCCGCACCAUCAAAAACAGAAAAAGACUCACAGAAUUGUCACAGUAUUUUGUCUUCUUAACCUGUGCAGUUGUUGGUCUGGAACACCAUUCAGACAGUCUGGUGUAGGUUGAUACUAUAGGGAUUCAAUUGUACAAGUCACUUCUAUAUAUAUCUGUUGCUUUUAUUUUAUAGCUUUUGUAUAUUAUGUGACUCAUAAUUCCUGACAAAUGGAGACUUUAAAAAUGUGUGUGCCGUAAGGAUUUGCGUUUGAACAAUGUGUUGUUAUGUACACUGUAUGCUCGGUGCUUUCUAAUAGUCUGUGAGAAAAACAA
Acanthaster planci (crown-of-thorns starfish) is the source of this 6608-nucleotide messenger RNA. RefSeq names its product protein phosphatase targeting COQ7 (gene pptc7). Gene Ontology annotation, molecular function: protein serine/threonine phosphatase activity. Gene Ontology annotation, cellular component: mitochondrion. Gene Ontology annotation, biological process: protein dephosphorylation. The record is from RefSeq and is a predicted model, not a curated record. NCBI's taxonomy places the organism in Eukaryota, Metazoa, Echinodermata, Asteroidea, Valvatida, Acanthasteridae.